Molecule: messenger RNA, 7017 nt
Organism: Hyalella azteca
Lineage: Eukaryota; Metazoa; Arthropoda; Malacostraca; Amphipoda; Hyalellidae
Product: calponin homology domain-containing protein DDB_G0272472
Exons: 10
Coding region: 92-5707 (1871 amino acids)
Molecular function (GO): nucleic acid binding; zinc ion binding
Source: RefSeq, a predicted model, not a curated record
CAGAAAACUACUGCAAACCCAUGCUUAUCAGCCCGUGGUUACAUGCAUUAAGAUAUUUUAAAUACUAUCUUUGAUUUGCUGCACUGCAGCCAUGAGUAGCACCCUCAAGUCAGAGGUUAGUGAGCAAGAUGGUGAUGGUGCUUACGACAAAGGUUCCUCAGACCGAUAUUCCCGUAGCAGAAGCCUUUCAGGUUGUCGCAGCCCUAGAGAUCCUCAGCUCCAUCGUAGCCCCAACAGCGACCGACGUAGCUACUCCCCGAACCGAGGUUCUUCCCCAGGAGAACCACGUAGAGGUUCUUCACCUGGGGAACCGCGAAGAGGUUCUCCCUCAGCCCGACGCUUCAUCCGCCCUGUGUCUGGUAACUACGGCAAUGCCGGGGGAAAUAACAACCCUAGGACUCCAACAAUUGAUGUGCUCAGCAAAUAUCCUAUGACUUGUCACUUCUGGAAAAACAAUUCCUGCAUCAAAGGCGCUGAGAAGUGCAGCUAUAUUCAUGGCUUCGUGUGCCGCGAUGAUCCCAAUUGCAGGAAGGGCAACGCCUGCAGAGAUGUUCAUGUCAAGCUGCAGAGAUACCAGAAGACCCACUUUCGGGACCAGAGGAGCCGUGUGUUCGACAAGCCAGCGUACGGCGCAUACCGACGCGAUGAUGCUGGUUACGGCAGGCCUGGCCGUGGAGGGCGAGGCAAUUUCCAGAACCGCAGAUUCCAGAACCACAGAGACGAUCGCCGGUCCUUCCAGAGCUUUGACCAACGUCGGUCUAGGGACCGCGAAUCCUGGAACGACCAAAGGCGAGGCGAUGAGGACCGACGUAGCCGUGGGCGGUACCGAAGUCGGUCCUUGUCUCGUGAAGGCCGCAGACUUCGCAGUCGCUCGCCUUCUUACCACGACGACAAUGACCGCCAUGUGUCUAGGUCUAGAAGUCGUUCUCUUUCUCAUGAUGACAAAAGAUAUUCUUCACCCUUAAUAGACGAAGAAGAAAGGAACAAAAGCUACAAUAGUUCAUCGAGGUCGCCUCCAAGGCGUAGCCUCAGUGUCGAAAAAGACAAAAAAUCAAGGUCGGGUAAACGUCGUCGCAGGAGUCGAAGCCGAAGCCGCAGCCGAGACUCGGGAAAAUCUUCUGAACGGAGCUCCGGUGACGACUUCAAGCUGCACUCUCUCCUGGAGGGGGGACCUAUAAAAAACAAACCAGACCUCGCGGUACCAAAAACAAAAGAAACCCUCGCCACAAUGGACCCUGAGAAAGCGGCCAGUCUGCUGAAGGAGGACAUGGAGUUGAGUGAAGGAACUAUCGACAAGCUCAUGGAUACAAUCAAGGCUAAAAAUAAGGACGCUGAGGCUAAGACCAAACCUGCGGACGCGGACCGCAUCAGCUUCCAGCAUCCGUCACCUCCGCGGGACGGGGAGAGAAGGGCCCCGUUGUUCCCCAUCUCGGUGGCCCCAAUGGCGCCUCCUCACCGUAAAGUCCCCCUCAAGGAGAGUGAGGGUCAUGCCCCCCCUGGGGGGAUGGAGGGUCCCGGGAAGGGGCUAUGGACCCCCGCGAUGGACCGACCCUCUUACGACCCCAGGGUCACCGGGGUCGCUCUCUCGAGAUGGGAGAUCGAGACGCCCUUCCUGCACCGCAGGGAUGAGGAUGACGGCAGAAGGGAUGUGGGGCGCAGGCCCCCAGGAGGCUCCCCCUCCAGGUCCGGCCUCAACACGGAGCUGGACAGCCUCUUCUCCAGCACCUUCGACUCCAGAACGAAGCCUGCCAACGCCCGACGCGUUUCUCCUGAUGUCAGCGACUCGACAGCGGCAGACGUCAAGCAAACCCAGCAGGAUCCCACAGUGCGCAAGCGCGCCCAUUCAGAGUCAAGCGAAUCAAGUUCUUCUGAUGGGAGCGAAGAAGAGGAGAAAACUCCUGCUCCUGAACGAGACGUGGAACAGCUGGAUGCAGAGUCAAGGAAGGCCCUCAUUGGCAAGAAAACCUCCAUACUGAAGAACAUGGAGAUGUUGAUAGAGCAGAAGCAGCGUCUCGACGCCCAGAAGGAUGACCUAACCCGCUUCCACCGUGGUAGCAAUGAGGACCUACAGGGAAUCUUGUCGGAGAACGCGCUUCUGAUCCAAGAGAUCACAAAGCAGGAGCAGAAUAUGCGUGCUAUCUUGAAAGAGAUUAACGAGUCCCUUGAGGCAGCAACAGUAAAAGAACCUGACGAUGGUUCGUCGUUAAAGAACAAGUCCAAGAAAUCCAAGAAGAAAACUCGCAAGAAGCGCAAGAAAGAGAAGCGAUCCAAAGACCCCGGCACUUCGCCCGCGUCUGAGAAGAAGGUAGCAAAAACUAAAGGAAAGUCAAGCAAGGAGAAAUCAAAGGAGUUAGAGGAUGAAGUGGGUGAAGAAGAACAAGAAGAACAAAAUGAAGACAAAGCACAUCAUGAAGAUGAACCUCUGCAGAAAAGCCCUGUGGUGGCCCCUAGGUACUGGGAUAUUGUGAAGCCUCUCUCCUUGACGGCGGCUGAAGAGAUCUCUGACGUUGAUGGCCUCGAUGAGACCGAGCAGACCACGAGACGAGACGACCACUACGAUGGCAGUCCAAGACCCGAUCAUCGUCGUGGCCGUGAUGACCGGCGUCAUAGCCGUGACGACCGUCACAGGCCUGAGUCUGACGAGGAAUAUCGUGGAGGGGACAACGACAGGCGAGGCAGACACAGGGACAGUCAGCGAUUUUUCGACUCCCGGGGCGAUCACUGGAAGGAUGACGCGCAGCGUGGGGAGGCUCGGGGUGAAGACUAUCGUAUGCGGUCGAGGGGAGGUUACCAUCCCGUGGGCAUGGAAAACUCGGGAUUCCCUCGAGACGUUGCAAGGGACGCGCGCAUGCGCAGCAGGGAUGAUUUUGUGCCUCAGCAAGAAUUUGACUCUCGCAAAGGGCAAGGCCGACGAAAGGAGUCCGAUGACCGAGAAAUGAGGAGGCCCGAUUACUGGGAAGUUAAUGACAGAGACGAGGACACUCGGCCGUCCUUGCGGCGCUCUUACAGCCGCGAAAAGACUGGUGGGGACGUAGAACCAAAACGUCCUAGGACCGAGUACCACGAAGAAGGUAAGCGUGACGAAGAACCUGCAGCAGGCAGGUCUUCCUCUUCCCGCGGUGCUCUUAGAAGUCGCUUUGAUAACGAAGCUCGCAAGACGUCAAGCGAUCUUAACAAGAUGCCCCAGGACAACGAAGUAACUCCACCGCGCCAACUCUCCCGGUCUGCAAUAGGAAGCUUGGAAGUUCUUUCCACUGAAGCCGCGAAGUACAAAGCGUCAACUGAGGACGUCAAAGAAGAACCCAAAGCUCUAGAAGCGCCGCCCUUCAUCGAUCAAGGCAUGCAUUGGUGCGAGCUUUGCGGAAUCUUCUGUGACUCCCUUGAGCUUUUCAUCGAACAUCUGCGAGGAUCUGCCCACCUUGCCAAUCUGCAGAAGACGGAUGCACACCUUAAUGAACCUCCUACGCCUGCAGCAGAGGAGCAACUUCAGGCAUCAUUCACACGCCCUCUUGUGGGGGUGGAGUUCAUACAGUCAGCCAUCACGCUGUGGUGCUCGCUGUGCGGUGUCUACGUCAGCUCAGCAGCACAGGAUCAUCUGCACAGCGUCGCUCAUAUCGCAGCCUGCGAGGAACACGUGCAGUCACACCCGCUGUACGAGUCGAGUUUCUUGAAGGCCAAGAUGAACGCCUACGCAAAAUUCAUGAUGAGUCAAAGUCAGGCUAUGAAAACCGAGCCCCCGACUCAGGACCGGCUGGUCGACUCUAAGCCAGAGCCUCCCGUAGAACACGAAGCCCCCAUCACGCCUCGGCCCCCAAACAUCAAAACUGAAGCCAAGGAACCUGUUCCUGCAAAGCUCAACGAGGUUCGUGAACCUGUCGCAAGUCCUCGUGAAAACUCUAACCGACGGGCUGGGAAAUACAAAGCCCCUGAGGAUACAAGAGCCUCGGGUCGGUCAGAUCGCCGGGACUCUGCUCGGUCAGACCACAAGUCAGCAGAUAAAUUCGCUCCCAAAGGCCGCCACUAUCGGUCACACCGAGAAGAAGAAGAUGCCUCUUACAGUCGUUCUAAAGUAAGUGGGAGCGUGAAGGGCAGGAAUGACAGCAGGAGUAGCCGUUGGUCCAAUGACGCCCACGAAGACAAGGCUGGCAGUGACGCAGCGGCUCGUCAGAAUCAGCAGAGCAUCAGGGUUGUCGCGCGAGCGUUCGGGGCGCAGCCAAAAACGGAAGACGAAGUCGCGGAAAACUAUCCGAAAAGCAAGAAAGAUUCUGCCAAGGUGGCUAAGAAACCUGCGGAGCUCAGCGUCACGGAGCUCGUUGCUUCGAAGCUUGACGAGAACGAGAAAAUUCUUGAAGAGCUGAAGAAAAAAGUUGCUCCUCGGAUUAGGGAGAAGAGGGAGGCGCAAACCAUGAGAGAGGAAGAAGAGGCGCGCAUGCGUGAAAAAGAAGAGAGAGAAGCCAGGGAGAAACUGGAAGAGAAGCUCGACCAGUUUGCUAAGAAAGGUCCAGUUGUGGAAGAGAAAAAGAACCACUCGCGAUUUCCGCUCAUUGGCAAGAUGCCCUUUUUCAAAAGCAAGCCUAUGAAAUCUGUGUCAGGAAAAGUUAACAAGGACAGCGACUUCAGCGAUAAAGAUGACAAGGAACGCCGGGAGCAAAGCACAGUGGGUCCCGCGAACACUGCAAUGCAGGAUAUCCAGGACCCCAAAUAUGUCCGCGCUGUCUCCGAGACGACGGACAGCACGAGCAGCUCGCCUCGCGAGACUAACUUAGAUCACAACGGCGUGAAGUCGGCCGCGGUUACUGCUCCGCAGUCCCCGACCUCACGUGAUGUGCCUAGCGUCCCCAGCAAGCAAGGGUCUGGUGUUCAGAACCAACUGCUGAAGGUGCUCGCUAUGAACAAGCAACGCAUUCCCUUGCCUGAUGGGAAACCGGUAGCUAUUUCUGUGCAAAGCAAACCUGUGGUAGAAAUAGUGACACCUGCAGAGGUGGUUCGGCCACCGUCUUUCAUGACCCCUCCACCUUCUACCCCUGACCUUAUCACCUCCUACUCGGCAUCGAGCUACCAGAGCCCUUCUGUGACAUGCGUGGCGAAUAUGACACCCCCGUUCGUGAUGACUAUUCCGCCUCCUACACCCACGCUCCCUAUGCCUGCCUUGCCGCCCCCUAUAGUAUCUUUAGUCCCGCCUCCCGCGCCUAUGAGGCCCGUGCAUUACAGCAGCCCCGCCCCAUCACCAGCCCGGGCCAUGCAGCUUGGGCUGCCCGAUUAUUCGGCGCUUGUAAAUCGUCCUCCGCCCCCACCAGAAAAUCCAUCCCGUGAAGAAGCUGCCACUCCCCCACCUCCAGGCACUGAAGUAUCUGACGACGAAGAACCUUUCCCCGACCCUGGUCCUGACCAGCACCACCUCGAAGAGCGCGUCAACAAUGACGAAGACGUAGUUCCCAAGGUACCCCAGCAACCGCCAGACACCGACGAGCCUAAACGUGACUCGUCAACCUCCAGUGCGAGACGAGGCCGAAUAGUUCCUGUUGGUGACGAGGCUGAAGACGACCUUUUGCCUCCCGGUAUCGAUGCUUCGGACUUUGACCACACGUCCCCAGAAAAGACAUCGUCAACCGACUUCGGCCUCCGGAACGAUGGCUCUGAAAUGAUCGCGCUGUCCAUUCCCACUAAAGCGCAAAUCGAUAUCAGGCUUGCUGAGGCUGGCCAAUAAUUGGAAUGUAUAAUUCCGUUGCUGCAAACCUAUCCCAAUGACCAGUAACUGAAAAUGUUCUAGUUUAUUUCAUAUAUGAUUGUGAAUAAAGCUCAUAUUUGGUUCUAAUGUUGACUAGUUUUCAGCUGAUGCAGUUCUUUGGAAUCUUGCUUUUUUCUUGAUCAAAGAAAUUGUCUUAAAUUUUUGGAUGACUGUUAAAUUCAGGAAGAACAUUGGUUUGACAUUGCUUGUAUUCUAGGAAGUUCUUAUGUAUGCGUGGUAGCACUGCGGCAGUAGUUAGCUAUUAAAUGAUUCAUGUAUUAGUGUCAUGCAAUUACACUCAGAAAUGUAUCGUCCUGUCUUCUUGGAUGAAAUUGCGUUUAAUAUGCAUGCAGGAAUUCAGGCUUACUACAGUUGUGCACUUCUCGUUGUAGUCUUGCACUGUGAUGUAUUUUUGGCCCAGUCAUUAUGAUGCCUCUAUUGCACUGGCAUAACGUCAGCAUGUCACUGGCAUAAUGAUGUCAGCAUGUCACUGGUAUAAUGAUGACAUCAUGGCACUGGCAUAAUGAUGUCAGCAUGUCACUGGCAUAAUGAUGCCAUCAUGGCACUGGCAAAUAAUGUAUAUAUAGCACUGGCAUAUUGAUGUUAUCGUAGCAGUGGCAUUAUGAUGUCACUAUUACCCAUGCGUUAUUGUCCGCUGAGACUCUAGCUUUCUUGGUGUGGCGUUCACGGAACGCACGCUUGUUGCUAUUCAGGAAUUAGAGGAGUUAAAAUAUUCCGUUGUAAUUGAAUCGGAAGUAUCGUAAUUAACGAGUCAUUGCAAUGGUUUCUGAGGUGACGAUGGAGGUCAUAGGUCGUGGGAAUGUAGCCACAUGGUCUGGGACGAUGUAGUGCACCGCUAUUUGGACAAAUUCUCUCUCAUUUCGAGUGUACCCUCAAAAAAGCCUUUAGUGGCUGCGACCAUUUUUUUUGUGCCAUUUUUUUUGUUGAUAUGCUACUUUACCCCACCAGAAAUCUUAAUUAUUUAAAGUAAACUUUGAUAAUUCCUGUUGUUGGUCGACUAAAGACAGCUAAGACUCGCCUAAAUAUUGGAGUAUUUUACAACAUUGGAAAUCUUGUUAGGUAAAUGUGAUGGGCUAAUUUCGCUGCUUUCUUCUAUAUUUCGUGCCCUGGGAUCCAGAUGAAGAUGGUGAUUGGAACUGCUACGAUGACCGUAAGUUCUACGAUAACUGCAAGUUCUAAUGGGCAUUGUAACUUCUACAAUGAGCGUAGUAUCUACAGUUCGUGUAUUUGGCCUGAGUUGCGUUAACAACAUAAAUUGUUCGUCGUUC